AUAAAGUUGGCUUUUCUCUCUAAGGAAAAAUUGCGGAAAACGGAAAAAAUUUGUCUGCUAUCUCAAAAAGAAAAAUUUUUCUAAAAUAAAAAAAAUCAAAUUUCUUUAAAGAAAAAGUUUUGCUGUGAGAGAAAUUUUGUUUUAAAAACUUGUCUGCCUGUCUAUUUGUCUGUCUACCCACAUUUUCAUGAAAAAGAAGGAAUUUUCCCUUCCCUUAAACCAGUUUGAACUACCCAAAUAAAAAAGUAAAAGAAUUUUAUAGAGAAAGCCAAGCAAUCGAGCAAGGAACUGUGUGUGACACCAACUGAACAAAGAAAAAAAAGAAGCAAAGAAACAAAAAAAAAAAGGAAAAAUAAAAUACGAAACAAAUUCAAAUCCAAUUGAAUCGGGUGUGUGGUGUUUUUCUUUUCUAUACUCGCAUCACGUAUCACAUAGCGACCCCACAACCACCGUUUGGGCAGAAGGCAAGAAGCAAAGAAAUAAGAAACUCCUUGGUGUCCUGUUUGCGUGUUUGAGUGUGUGUGUGUGUGUGAAUUUAUGAAUUUUGAGAGAGUGUGCAGAGAGUGAUUUGCCGCAGUUGUAGCAGUGCGCAUUUGAUUGUCGUCCUCCUCGCCGCCAUCGCCACCGUUAUUGGAGUUGUGUUAAGAACAUUUUUGUUCUUUCAACGUAGUCUGAGUAUACACACGGAUACAAUCCUCCCCAAAGGAUACCAAUAAACCCCCUCGCUACUACUAACAACCGCCCCCCCACCUCUUCUCAAGCGAAAUACGAGCUGAAGAAGAAGCAGCAGUAGUCUCAUAAUAUAUGUGUCACUGUGCUCCAUUGAAAUUUGUGCCGCUGUAGUAGAACACAAAAAAGAAGCGUAACUCCACAGCCGGACAAAGGGACACACACACAGAGGUGUCCUCAGCUGAAAUCGAAUCAACGCGUUUCUGUGCCGCCUCACUGUUGAAUCCCUGCUAGAGCCGGAGACAAGUUAGCGACAGCUGAACAGCAACAGAGCGAGUGCUGUGUCAGCCCUCUUCCGCAGUCGGUCAAUAUAAGUGCAAUAGCAACUGCUGGGUGCGGGCGAAUUUGUGCCCCACCUCCGAUUCAGCUCGGGGGAUUUAUCUUCCGAGGCUGAUGAUAUCGACCCCAAUGAUUUGCCACCGGCAGCGCGUCCCAUCCAGGAACAGCCAACGAAACCACCGACAGCGGUUUCGUCGGGUGGCCCACCUAACAUGCCACCACCGCCGGCACCGGGCACCGCCAACAUACCGCCACAACCGACGGGCAAUGCACCAGACUUCUCGUUAAGUUUUGGCAAGACAACAGCCAACAAUCCAACGGCCACCGCAGCUCCGCCCCGUGGCGUUAGUGCGCCCACUAGUCCGGCUAAAUCGCGUGAAAGUCUGUUGCAACGUGUUCAAAGCUUAACGGGAGCCGCACGAGAUCAAGGCGCUUCAAUUUUGGGUGCUGCGGUACAAAGUGCUACCCGUGCUCCGGCCUUCAAUAAGGAUAAAUACUUUACGCUAUUGGUGCUCGAUGAUCACAAUACGGAUUGGUCGAAAUAUUUCCGGGGAAAACGUUUGCAUGGCGAUUAUGAUAUACGCGUGGAACAGGCGGAAUUCAGGGACAUAACCCUACAUGCCAGUGCAGAAUCUGGUCCAGUGGUAACAAUGGAGGUACAUCGUGGUGAUUCGAGGAUUCCACGCAUGUUCCGACCAGAUUUUGUUCUCAUACGCCAGCCACCACGCGAUGGAGCCAAUGAUUAUCGUUCAACAAUUUUGGGCUUAAAAUACGGCGGUGUUCCCAGCAUUAAUUCAUUGCAUUCGAUUUACCAAUUUCAGGAUAAACCAUGGGUAUUUGCCCAUUUGCAGCAGCUGCAACGCCGUUUGGGUAAAGAGAAUUUCCCCUUGAUCGAGCAGACAUUCUUCCCUUCACCAAAGUAUCUGCUUAAUUGGACCAAGUUCCCCUGUGUACUAAAGGCUGGCCAUUGUCAUGGCGGCAUGGCUACGGCCCGCUUUGAUAACCAAAUGGGUCUACAAGACGCUGCCGGUCUGGUGUCUGGCACUGGUUUUGAAGGACAUUGUUACUGUACAAUUGAACCGUACAUCGAUGCGAAAUUCGAUGUUCACAUCCAAAAGAUUGGCAGCAAUUAUAAGGCUUUCAUGCGUAAAUCCAUUACCGGCAAUUGGAAAACAAAUCAAGGUUCAGCUAUGCUGGAACAAAUUACCCUAACAGAGAAGUAUAAGACAUGGGUGGAUGAGAUCUCCGAACUAUUCGGUGGCAUGGAAGUGUGUGGUGUAUCUGUGGUGGUGGGAAAAGAUGGUCGUGAACACAUUAUUAAGGCUUCGGAUAGUACUUUUGCUCUGAUGGGUGACUCCCAGGAGGAUGAUCGAAGACAAAUUGCUGAUUUGGUUACUUCUCGUAUGCAGAAUGUCUGUCGCCCUGGCAUGAAUCAACAGCAAUCUGUUGGUGGCCACCACAGCAAACUUCCAUCGGUAUCAUCUCGUGGCCAAAGCCCCACUGAUGAAAUCGGUCAUCCACCAACCGCUCCCACUGGCCCUCGUCCAGCUCCCAUGGGUGGACCACCACCCAUACCGGAACGCACUUCACCAGCUGUGGGUUCCAUUGGACGGCUUAGUAGCCGCAGCAGCAUUUCGGAAGUACCCGAAGAAGCUCCACCCUCAGCUGGCAGCGUUCCACGACGUGACUCUCAGACAUCGCAGGCUUCGAGCAUAUCCUCGGCCUCCAGGACCCAACAACGUCCUCCGCAAACCCAGACCUCGGUGGUCGAGGAUGCGGAGGACACCAUGAAGAACUUGAGGAAGACCUUUGCGGGCAUAUUUGGUGACAUGUAGGAAUUAGCGAACAAAAAACGCGGAAGAACGGCGAGCGAGUCGGCCAAUGGUAUCGGUGGUGGUAUCAGCAGCAGCAGCGGCGGUGGCGACAGCGGUCGCGGUAGUGUGGCUGGCAUUAAUGUCAGCGGCAUUACAAGUGCCGGCAGCUCGUUUUUGGGUAAGCAAUUUUCAUUCGCCUCGGGUAAGACCAGUGCCUCGACAUCUUCAGGACUUGGCGAUUCGGUGAUCUCCGCCCAGCCACAGCCGAAGACAUCUGAGGGGGCUGCCGAUGCCCGUUCGGACACUUCGUCCACCUCAACACUGACCGCCGGCAGUGUCAGUUCGAGCAGCAAACCCGCUUCCAGCGUUUUAGAUGAAUCCAAAUACAAACCGGUCACCAACUUUGAGCCACAGGAACGUGUCAAUCCCUUCGACAAGGGAGCGGUAAAGGCCAGUACCACCACAGCAACACUGGCUAGCACAUCUUCCACCACAUCAUCAUCGUCGAUAUCGGCCUCAUCGAUUUCAUCGCGCAUCAAUGUUCGCACCGAUAGCAACUUCAAGUCGCCACCACCACCCUCGAGGCCACCGCCUCCACCACCACAGCAGGCAGCCUCAGUGGCCACCAACUCCAGUCACACCUAUCACAGUUCGACGGCCUCCAACAAGGAUAAGUCCAGCUACAUUUAUGGCAGCUCAACCUCCAUUGAGACCAUAACACGCAUGGACACAACCAAUACCGCUAGCAACAGUAAUCCCACAGCCACCACAAGUCUGGGACAAAGUAGCCAAAAUACAGGCAAUACAAAGAUAAGGAAUAUUACAGAUACCACGACCGGAGGUAUGGGAGGAGUCCUUAACAAUACCACCGCUGCGGCUGGCAAUGAAUGGACAACGGGACGCAGCACAGCGGCAUCGGUAUUGGGAACUCGAUCAGCCAGCGUUUACAGUGCUCCCGCUGUGGUUAGCACUGCACCUGCUGCCACCGAGGAUGCCCAAUCUACAGCUGCAGCAUCGAAUGGUUACAAUGCUGCCACCGACAUGCCUUCCUACACUAGGCCCUCAUAUUCACGCUCCGAAAACAAUGGUUCACAGAGUAAAGUUUCCGAUUUGGAUAUAAUAUUCGGAGAUAGCAGUAAUAUGCCACCCUACACAGGGGUUGGAGGUGGUGGUAAAUUUUCACGUUCUGGCGGCUCGCUGUCCGAUGCGGAAUUGAUUUUCGGCACAUCCUCAUCAACGGCCAGUUAUAAAACCGAUCGUUUUGGUUCCUCCAAGAGUAUGAGUGUAACAUCGGAUCGCCAUUCUAGUGGUGGAGGUGGUGGACCGGCACCCUAUAAAAUCUAUGAGGGUAUACAGAAUGCCGGCUUCAGUGAUUAUGGCGAUGCCAAAAAGUCAAUGGGCAGUACCAGCAGUGUGAACACUUCAUCAUAUUCCAGCUGGAGAAAUACCAAAAAUCAGGAUACCGAUGAUGAUGAUUUAGAUUUAAAAUAAAUUUCUCCCCCCAGAAGAAGAAAACUCUGCAACAACAACAACAACACGAAUAUAGUUAAACCUCAAGCAGUUAAUUAGAGUUAGUGUUAAACAAAUACCACCACCAUUAACCACCAUAAAAAUGAAUGUGAAAGUGAAAAAUUUUGUUGAUUUGCUGAAUGGGCAAACUGGAAUGCCGAAACAUAACCUCAAACGAAAAACCAAAAUAAAAAUGAAGGCAUCUAUGUUAUGUGCUUUGGUCCUACUGCUCCUAUUUGCUGCUACUGGUAAACCUAGAUAUCGCCUCUAAAGUUUCCUGGUUUCAUACAAAGAAAAUCCCCACAUUUCAUUACACAACUAUAACAACAACAACUUACCCAGAAAAUGGCGGCAAACAAAACUACACUCUCAUACAACUCUGUGUUUCUUUUAGGGUUAUAGGUUAAUUGUUCUUAUUAUGUUUGAGUUAGAGCAACUUGCUGUGCACUCGCGCUCUCUCUCUUUCUCUUUUGCAAUUGCAAGCGAAUAAUUGUUAUAUGAUCACCAAGUAAAACAAAAAUAAUUAAUUAAUUGUUGAAAUUUAGUUCUAUAAAAAAUCAGCAGAUAUCAUUGAUAAAGAGAGAAUACAGGAUCCCCUCUCUUUCUUUCUCUCUCUGGAAGAUCUUUGAUAGCAAAUCAAACGCACGCACUCGCAGCACGCAUUUCACAAUGGCGCACAAUUCAAAUGAGACAACAAAAAGAAGUGGAAAUACAUACAAACAUAUACAUACAUAGACAAAUUUCAUAGCUUAAUUGUUUUUGUUUAAACAAAAAAAUCCAAACAAUACUACUUAUCUCAAUUUGUUUUCCUCCCUAAAAUUCGUUUAAGACAAAUGUUGAAUUAUAUUUAAAAUAAAAAAUAUUCCAAAGAAAAGUUAAAAUAAAAUGGAUUUAUACAUAUACAUUAUAUACAUUGAUACAAUACAAAUAUUAUAUACAUAUUAACUUAUAUAUAUACUAAACAAAACAAAAACAAACAUUAUACAUACAUAUACAAAUAAACAAAUGAAUUAAUUAAAUACUCCAACAUGAGACACUAUAUGAAAAUACAAUGACAAUAUUAUGCAAAAGGAUGCUAACAAAGAGGAUACUCCAAAAAGAUAAAAGAAACAACAAAUAAAAGAGAUUUAAUGAAAAAAUACAAAAAUUAAGAAAAUACUCUAUAACAAAAGGCAAAUUGAUAAGGUUAAUGCAAAAAGCAAAAGAACGUUAAUGAACGCAAAACAAUGGAAAACACAAACAAAACAAUGUUAUUAUUCCACAAAACAAAACUCAUAAAAUUAAAUAAUUUUAUUUCAAAAAAAAAUAUAUAUAUGAAAUAUAUUAACAAAAAUUAUAACUCAAAGCCAUAUUCAUAUUCAUAAUAAGUUAUAAAUUUAAAUGUUUACAUGGAAACAAACAAACAAACACUCACAUUAUGUUCACACGGCUCAAUAAUUGGGGUCCUUCUAUAGAGAAGUCGAGCAGGUAUAAUUUUCCUACAACAGAAGGAGAGAUAACAAUAAUGGAAUAUCCUCAAUGUAUAGAAGACCUAGAAAGGUCUCGGUAUAAAAAACCUACAAAAAUAUGUUUAUCAUUGGAAUAUUUUCUGCCAUAUUUCUAAAAGACCUGUAUAAGGCCGUCUACAUUAACGAACGAACGAACCACGAUAUAUAAAAGACCAAGAAAGGCCUCGGUAUAAAAGACCUACAAAAAUAUGUUUACCAUCAGAAUAUUUUCAGCUGUAUUUCGAAAGACCUGUACCUCUACAUUAACGAACGAGAUUUUGAAGUCUAUAAAAAACAUUUAAGGCCUUCUCAUAUUGAAGAUCUAUAGAAGGACUUCAGUCUAUUCAAGGACUGUAAAAGGUCCACUACCUCUACAAAAUCUACAGUUAUUUAAAGUCGUGCUGGGUGAGAUAAAAAACUGCAACAAAAUCAAACGCUUUAAUAUUUAUUUUUUUUUUUUUUUUAAAUUUUAUUGAAUGAAAGCAAAAAAUGUCGGUAGUAGCAUCAAAUUUUAGAAUAACUUUAGAUUUGUUCGAAUUGGUCACCUUUGGCACGAAUUAUGGCCUUCAAACGACCAAUGAAACCAUUACACGCUGCCCAAAUGUUGCUCUGCCCAUAUUUUGGCCCAUUCCCGGUGAAGCGCUUGCUUGAGGUGAUCGACACAUUGAUAUUUUUUAGUGCUAACUUUGCUUUCCAAAAUACUCCAGACACAAUAGUCUAACGGAUUGGUAUCCGGAAAUUUUGGUGGACAUUGUGUGCUGGAAAUUAAGAGAGGAACCUCAUUUGUAACCACAUUCUUAGGUGUUGCGUGCGAAGUGCAAUGGUGCUGAGUCCUGUUGGAAUGUCCAGAAUAUUUUCGCGAUAAUAUUCGGUAUUUAUUCUGAUGACACGGUCGAUUAAUACGAGCAGAAAGCGACCAUCGGCUGUUAUGGCGGCCCACACCAUCACCAUGGCCGGCGCUUGACUUCUGGUGGCCAACCGAACACGAUAAUUUUGUUUGUUUUCUCAUCGGAGAAAACCAAAUUCGGCAGUUCACAACUUUCGCCCAAGCGAAGCAACUCUUUAGCUCUUUUGAGUCCAUUUUCUUUCUGUUGAGGUGUAAGUUCUUGCACUUUUUGGAAUUUCAAUGGCUUUACCACCGAACUCAUUUUUCAAUAUUUGCCGAAUGGCCGAAUAUUGCAUAAAUGUUCAGCUCUUGAGCCAUUUUUCGGGCACUGCGACGCGUGUUUCGAUCAAGUCGCUUCUUUCCAUUUCUGCUGAUGAUGCUGAUUUCCUCCUUCCUCUUCCUUCACGUCGGGCUACGCUACCAGUAUCCCGGUAACGAGCGAUGGUACGAGAAACAAACGAUUCUUCUAGAACCCGGAGAAGGAGUGGGUAAAUCAAAGAGUACUAAUGGUCACAAACUUUUUCUGGUUGAUGUUACAUCUGCCUAGAAUGCUGUACACAAAUUUUCCGAAUUUAAAAACAAUUACCACAUAAAAACUAUGGGUCUUGUAGAUAUAGAAGAGACUUUUUGGCUUAGUUACUUUAUAUACUUCAGGACAUGGACAACCUUCUACAGACUUCCAGACACAGGAGUGCUUUAAUAGGUCUUCUAUAUGGACCCUCUAGAGAUUUUUAGAUAUCGAGGGUUUAUACAAACAAAAUGCUUGCUAAGGUCACAUAGACAUGGAAGCCUCUUAGUGGGGUCCGCUGAAGACCUUUAAGACAUAAAAGUAUUUUUCUCCUGAUUGGUCAAUAAACAUAGAAAAUCUCCUAUAGGUUUUCCAGACAUGAAAUACAUUCCUAAGGUACCCUGGAUAUAGAAAAUCUUUUGAAAGUACUCAAGACAUAAAAUACCUUCUGCAAGAGGUCUACGCAUAUACAACUUUCUGUAGGGAAAUUUUUAAUAAAAUACCUUGUAAAGGUUCCUUAAACCUGGAGGACUUCAUAUAGAACUUAGAGACAGAUACAAUGUUCUUAUGUGUCUAUAACUGUUUUGGAAAAGUUUUCCACACCGAGACGAAGUGAACUAACACAAAUUUACCACAUAAAGAGUCCAACAGAGUGCCACUAUUUAUUUUAGAAAUUAAAUAUUUCUCAAUAUUUUGUUGCAUUGUGUUGGGAAAACAUAUAUCACACACACACACUCACACACACGGCUCACAUCAACUACAUGCAUGACAAAGCAAAACACUCUUCCAAGACAUAACUCAAGAAUUUCAUUAAAUGUAAAUUAUAAUAAUUAAUUAAAAAAUUAAAACAAAACCAACAAUAAUAAUCAAUAUAAAUAAACUAUUAAUUAAAAAUGUUAAGAAUAUUUGUUUUGUUUUGUUGUUAGAUAUUUUUCCUUAAAUGAAACCCAAUUCCCAGACAACAGCUUUUAGUAACAAAAAAAAUCUUAGCUAAUCGGAUAUUAAACUAUGUUGCUGAAAUAUUAUCGUAAACUAGACCUCUCCAUGGCGGAGAGAUCAGUGGGCCCCAUUAUUUAGGGUCCAUGACAAAAAAAAAAAACAACACACACUAACCCAGUAGAGCUACACACUGACAACGAAUGCUUCUCACAAAUGAUAAAAACAAAAACGAUGCAAUGUUAAUGUAAAGAAGCCGUGCAAACGACAACAACAGCAAAUAAUAGAAAUUAUUAUAAAAAGUACUAAUACUCCAAGGAUAUGUGUUGUACACCAAUACCUACUAUAUAUAUACAUUUGUAUGUGUCAUAUAUUAAAUAAGAAUAUUAUGUGUAUAUCCUCCUAGAUUAAAGGACAUUAAAUAUUUCUAUUUUUCUCUUUUCACUGACUAUCAAAUUGAAUUUGUUUCUUUUUUUUCGGGAAUUGUUGUGGAGAGAACAACUUUAAGUUAUUUUUUAAAAGAAAACCAAGGUAGCAUUAUGAUAUGCGGUUUGUUUUCUUUAUUAAUAAUGUGUCUUUAUAUUGGAAGUUCUACGUGUCAUCUUAUGGAAAGAAUUAUAGGAAGCCUCCUAAAACUUCGCAUCUAAACAGUAGUAUGUUCAGGUUGUAAAAGUAAUAUCAUAACCUCAAAGCCAUUACUUAUUCUUAAAUACAAAGGAAAAAAUGGCAGCAAUAUUUGUGAAAUAAGGUCCCAUUUUUAAAAGAAUAUCAAAAAAUCCUCUUCUAACUUUAAAGGUUAUGUUUAGAGUAUUAGAAGCUCUACCCAUAAAUGACUUCAUAAAAAAUUAUUUUUCUAUAUGACUAUUUGUAUCUACGGAAGAAUGUAUCCGAUGGUCUUCUUUUUGGUAUGGAAGUAUUCUACACAUACAAAUGUGGAUUGAUACUGUUCUUAGAAAGAAUUAAAAAUUAAAUAUAUAUAGGACCACGUUCAUGAUCUUGGAUAUGUUGGUAUCUUUUUCCACAAAUUCCUCCCAAUUCAGUUUUAACUUGAUAUAUCGGUUUAUUUGUCGAAAAAUGUAAAGGAUUUUGAAUGUAGCAGAUAUGGCCAUAAAUCAACAGAAUAUUAAUAAGUAUAUCUUCACAAGAGAACAACAAGGGGUCUUCUAGGCUUCGGGCAAACAUUUUAGCCAUCUGCCUUGAUCCGUGGAAGUAGUAAUCGGUGGAAAAAAAAACAGGUGUAGGUCGUUUUGGAAUGUUAAUGUUAAUCUGGCCCAGAAUAUUCAUAAUAUAAAAGUUCGUUAAACGAUUGUUACGAUGGAUGAAAACGAAACGGAAUGAAAAAAGAUAUAAUGAAUCCAAUACAAAGCAAAGGGGAAAUAACGUUUUGGAUCCCGUUUGAAGAUAGUCUCAUUUACUUUAGAUUCUUUCUUGUUUCAGGAAUGUUGUUCUCUUAUAUAAAUUUGCAAACUAAACUAAAGAAAUAUUAAAUUAAUGUUGUGUCCGCAUUGGGAGGCCAAUUCACCUCUACCUUUGGUACUUCCGACAAAAAUGACCGAAAACUUAAUAAAAUUUCCAAAUUCAGAAUAAGGUAUUACUUUUGUAGCUUUAGGAGAGACCAUUAUGUGAAACUGAUUUUCGGAAUGACCUUUCCUUCACACCUGCUCAGCCUAUAUAUAUAUCCCCCAAACCAAACUAAUCGGUCUUCCCAUGGCUCAAUAAGAAAGGUUGCUCAACUUCAAAGAAACUAGAAAAAUGCAACUCUGUAACGGAGUCUUAUAGUGUCAAAUAGAUUUUUAAAUAUUCAAUAAUUGGUUUUGUUUAUUUUAAUUUUUUUUACAAAAUUUUUAUAUUGGGGAAAAUCCGCGAAACUAGAAUAGUAUUUUGGGAUUUUUCCACAGGAUUAAAUCUAAAAUAAUACAACAAUACAGUUAUUUCCCAAAAUUUUACAAUGUCUUGGGCAUUAACGUCGAAAAUAUGCAUUUAAUUUGCAGCCGAAUUCCAAAUAUUUUCAAAUUGUUGUAUUUUUUAUUUAAAACAAUAAACACAAAAAUGUGUGUAUGUUUUGACAGAAUAAGGGCACCAAAAGAAAAAAAAUUGUCUUUAGGAUAUAGCUUUGUUCUACCUUUGUAAUUAUGCCAUGGGUCUUCCUAGUUGAAAGAGAAAAGACAUAUUUUUUUCAUAGUUUUUCGAUGCAGUUCGUCCGAAAGAAAAUCUUCUCUCCACAAUUAACUCCCAUUAACUUCCCUUCCUUUGACUUUCCACAGCAAAUAUUUAAUGCCCUUACAAUUUUUAAGCUUCUUCUAGAGCUAAAAUCCUAUAUUUUCAAAACAAUUUUUUUACUCUCCACUUAAAGUACAAUAUUUUGAACUAACAUUACAUAUUUACAAAUUUUACAUCUAUCAAUAUUAUUUAAAAAAAAUACACCACAAUUGAACAUCAUUAUCAUCUUUACAAAUCAAACACAAUCAUUAGCCAUCUACCACAUUGUCAUCAUAAUCAUUACUCUCUUUGUUGUUGGCACAGAGAGCAUUUUACAUGCAAGCAUUAAAACAAAUAUAUAUCAGCAACUCUACAUUAACCACAAAAUGAUGAUCAAUCGACAACAUAUUCACACAUCUAUAUACAUAUAUCAAAUUUAUUACAAAUAUACAUACAUUAGAAAAUUCAUAACAAAAAAUAAAAAAAAAUAAUAAUUAAAAAUAAAAAUAAACAAAACCAAAAAAAAAAACUACAACUAAAUCAGGUGUUUGGAAAUCGAUAUACACAUAGCUAUAGCUGUAUAUCAAUUUGAAAAUCGAUCCCUCUCUCUCCCACUUUUUGACCUAUGUUUAGGCUGAGAAUUUGCGUACUUACCGGGUAACUGGUAACUGUGAGCGCGGUAUUGAAUUUCCAAAUGCUUAAUGACAAAUGAAUGAUUGUUUUGAACAUUUUUUUCUGAUAAAUACAUAAAUACAAACAAAACAAAAAAAUAAAAUGAUUAUAUAUAACUAUAUUAUAUAUUACAAUAAACAAACAGAUAUAAAAAUUAUAUAAUUAUGUAUGUACUGUUACAGUGUUGCAGUUUUUUU
Messenger RNA from Musca domestica (house fly), 11216 nucleotides. It is a transcript of the gene Syn, whose product is annotated as synapsin. NCBI's taxonomy places the organism in Eukaryota, Metazoa, Arthropoda, Insecta, Diptera, Muscidae. Gene Ontology annotation, cellular component: synaptic vesicle; synaptic vesicle membrane. Gene Ontology annotation, molecular function: ATP binding. The transcript has 13 exons. Gene Ontology annotation, biological process: neurotransmitter secretion. The record is from RefSeq and is a predicted model, not a curated record.